AUGAGUGAAGCGGCGGCGGCGGCGGCGCCCGAGCGGGGCUGGAAGAGCGAGAAAGUGGACGAGGCUCAGGCCCUGGCGCGGAGUUGCGCCGCCCGCCGGCCCGACUUCCAGCCGUGCGACGGGCUGUCCAUCUGUGCCACGCACAGCCACGGCAAGUGCUUCAAGCUGCACUGGUGCUGUCACCUGGGCUGGUGCCACUGCAAGUAUGUGUAUCAGCCUAUGACCCCUGUGGAACAGCUUCCAAGCACGGAGAUCCCUGUGAAGCCUCGGGAACCCACAAACACCAUUCAAAUCUCCGUUUCCCUCACGGAACACUUUUUGAAGUUCGCAUCUGUCUUCCAGCCUCCUCUCCCCCCGGAGUCCCCAAGGUACUGUACGAUUUCAGACCUUUUUAUUGACAACUAUCAAGUCAAGUGCAUCAACGGGAAGAUGUGUUAUGUGCAGAAGCAGCUGGCACCGCAUUCCCACAAAACGGGCCCCGAGGAGGUCUCCGCACACAAUGCCUUAAUUUCACAAGAGAGCAGCACGCCAAAAAUAGAUCACUGCUCCUCUCCCUCGAGCUCGGAGGACUCUGGGAUCAAUGCGAUCGGGGCUCACUACGUGGAGUCGUGUGAUGAGGAGACAGAAGAAGGAGCAGAACUGAGUUCAGAGGAAGAUUACAGCCCCGAGAGCAGCUGGGAACCGGACGAGUGCACCCUGCUCUCGCCAUCACAGUCCGACCUGGAAGUGAUUGAGACCAUAGAAACCACCGUGUGAGGGGCCGCAGUAGCCAUGGCCUUCGAUCCCCAUGGCGCUUUUGUACUUUUGUCUGACGGAUCCUUUUUCCACUGCACUUGGCAUUUUCUACCCCUCUCUAGCAACUCUUGCAGUUCAGUGGUCUGCUGAUUAGUUUCACUCUUGAAUUCGUCUUCUAAGACUUUUUUUCGUACCGACCGUUUUCUUUUGUAUCUUGACUUAAUUUCUAUGUAGCAUCUUGGUACAUCAUCAGUUGUGACCCAGCCUUAAUUUCACUGGGAACUUUGAAAGCGGAGAAGUGAUGAUCACAGAGUAUUCUG
This is a messenger RNA of Sorex fumeus (smoky shrew), 1055 nucleotides long. It is a transcript of the gene CUNH3orf70, whose product is annotated as chromosome unknown C3orf70 homolog. The record is from RefSeq and is a predicted model, not a curated record. The transcript is spliced from 2 exons. NCBI's taxonomy places the organism in Eukaryota, Metazoa, Chordata, Mammalia, Eulipotyphla, Soricidae. Bases 1 to 756 code for a protein of 251 amino acids.